AUGAUGAAGAAGCAGCAGUUUCACUGUGAGCAGUGUGGGAAGGGUUUUGUCUCUUCCUCAAAUUUAAAAGUUCACAUGAGGUCACACAGUGGUGAAAAGCCUUUCUACUGCACUGAAUGUGGAAAAUACUUCAGCACCAAACAAAGUCUUGAUUUUCAUAAGAGAAUUCACACAGGAGAAAAACCAUACGAAUGUCCUCACUGUGAGAAGAGAUUUAGACAAAAACAUUGUUUAAAAACGCACAUGAUUUUACACACCAAUAAGAGACCGCAUCACUUUAGGGAUUCAGGUUCAUUAAAAUCACAGCAGAAUAUUUACUCUAAAGAGAAACUCUAUCAAUGUUCACACUGUGAUAAACGUUUCUGCAAUAAACAUCAGCUGAUAAUCCAUGAGAGAAUUCACACUGUAGAGAAACCUCAUCACUGUCAUGUUUGUGGGAAGAGUUUCAGUCAACAAUCAAACUUAGAAAACCACCAGAGAAUUCAUACAGGUGAAAAACCUUUUAAAUGCUCUCAGUGUGACAAGACGUUUGCUUAUUCAGCUUCCUUAAAAGCCCAUCAGAGACUUCAUACUGGAGAAAAACCUCAUCACUGUAAUGUUUGUGGGAAGAGUUUUAGUCAAUUGUCAAACUUUCAAAAGCAUCAGAGACUUCAUACAGGAGAGAAACCUUACAAAUGCUCUCAGUGUGACAAGACGUUUGCUCGGUCAGGUCAGUUAAAAGACCAUCAGAGAGUUCAUACAGGUGAAAAACCUUACAAAUGCUCUCAGUGUGACAAGUCGUUCACUUUAUCUGGUAACUUAAAAGCCCAUCAGAGACUUCAUACAGGAGAGAAACCUUACAUCUGCUCUGUCUGUGGAGAGAGAUUCACUCAUUUUGGAAGUCUUCAGCAUCAUCAGAAGAAACAUCCUAAAGAACAAACUUCACUGAAAUCAUCAUAG
Molecule: messenger RNA, 939 nt
Organism: Paramisgurnus dabryanus
Lineage: Eukaryota; Metazoa; Chordata; Actinopteri; Cypriniformes; Cobitidae
Biological process (GO): regulation of transcription by RNA polymerase II
Cellular component (GO): nucleus
Molecular function (GO): DNA-binding transcription activator activity, RNA polymerase II-specific; RNA polymerase II cis-regulatory region sequence-specific DNA binding
Source: RefSeq, a predicted model, not a curated record